Peronospora matthiolae is the source of this 1647-nucleotide messenger RNA. The record is from the annotation of a GenBank genome assembly. Lineage: Eukaryota; Oomycota; Peronosporomycetes; Peronosporales; Peronosporaceae.
AUGCAGUUGGCUUCGAACGGAGCGGCGGGUUUUCAAAACUACCACUCGCCUCCUUUACCCGACUGCACCAUCGACGCUGCAAUGUCUCCACAUGCAACCAAAGAAUUCGGGAGUCCAACCCUGGAAACCGGCGCGAGUCAAUCACUGCACGAGGGUGACAUGUACGGGAGCCUCCGCAAAGGAGACCCCGUCAAGUUCUUCUCGAAAGAAUGUGCCGGCAUCGUAGCGGCCACGAUUGCAUCGGCGUUUUCGACAGAGUGCCUGAAUAGCGUGAUCGAACCGAUGUUAAAGCAUCAUUUCUCGCUUGAUGGAGCCGAGCUGGCAGCCGUGCUACGACUGAUUUCGAUGCCUUCAACUUUCUGCUUCUUCUUCGGGAUGCUGUCGGACUGCUACCCGAUCAUGGGCUUUCGCCGCAAAGCGUACUUGAUCAUCUGUCUGAUGGUGACUGUGUUGUGCUACUUCGUCCUCUCAGUAUUGAACGCUUACGCAGAAGGCCUCGAAGAAGGUACGGGGGGCACCGGCCUGGUAGUAGGCAUCGUUGCAUUCGCAACUGUGGCUAGUACUGCAAACAUGGUCACGUUCAUGUGCGUUCGCACUCGAGUGAUUGAGCUGUCUCAGCGCGAAUCGCUGGCUAUGCGCGGCGCUAUAAUAGGGACGUAUGUCAUGUUUCGAUUCGCGGUUUGCAUGGUCACCUACACUUGUGUGUAUGCUGUCAGAAGCAGUGCGAUCUACCAUAGUACGGAGAUGGCUUUGUAUGGCAUCUUGGUGGCUUUCUCGAUCCCUCUCGUGUGGAAAGUUUGGCAGGAAAAGUACUACUCGCUCUCGACUUCGAUGAAGACUCGUGGCCAAAUCUUGUGGAAAGUCAUGCAGCAGAAAGCAGUGUGGACCAUUCUCCUAUUCUUGUGCAUCUCCACCUUCUUCAAUAGUAUCAAGUUUAGCGAUCCCGAUCUACUCAUUCGGUUUUGGGCGGGUGUUAACAAUGACAACAUGCUGCUGCAGCAAGUCAUGACUUACGGUGUGAUGUCGUUGACAGUCGUCGUGUGGCGCUACUUCUUCAUGAAUCGACCGUGGCGUACCUUUUUCGCAAUGUCGACCGUGAUACUAGUCAUUUCUCAAUGCAUUGUGGCUAUCUUCGUCAGUCUGGACAUCCUACGGAGCCCGUAUUUCUACCGCGUGAUGACCAUAUUCCCGAGUAUCGCAACAUGUAUCUACUGGCUGGCAACCAUCGUGCCGCUCACGGAGAUCAUCCAAGAAGGUUCGGAGGGUGCUAUCGUUGGAUUGAUGAUGUCGCUGCACUAUUCGGUCUUGAUAUUCGUUCAGACCAACUCAGCCGGGCUGUUCAGAGGCACCGACUUCUACGACCCCACGGAAUUCGUAUCGGAUUCCCCGAAAGUGCGCGCGGAUGUGCUGCUGACGGUGCUGCUGAACUAUGGCAUCAACGCGUUGGCACUCAUUGGUAUCUACUUCCUACCGCAGCAGAAACUACAUACCCAGCAACUUCGAAGUUUCGGCGGAUACACCAAGUGUGCGAGUGCUGCCAUUCUCGCGUUCAUUGUGACGCUCUUUGUGUACUCGCUAGUCGUCACUCUAUUGGCGUUGUUGCCAUCGACGUCGUGCCUUGGCAUCGCCGGUGGUGAGGGCUGCUAA